UUAAGUUUCAGCUUUAAUACUACUAGAUUCAUUUUUAUUUUAUUUCUUGUAGGAAGCUUCAUCUGCUGGAUUUAAAAGCAAGCAGAGAAUGCAGAUCUUCCUUGGAUGAGACCCCGCUAAGAAAUGGUUCAACAUCUCCCAGCAGUCGCAUUUCUCAGAGCAGAAAGAACAGAUCUUCAGACCCCCGUGGCAUGAACAAAGCCUCUGGCAUUAAAAGGCCGGGAGGAUGUCCUUAACUGACGAGCUGGAGAGCCACUUUUCUGCAACCCCUUACAUGCUGACAGACACAAGCGAGGGCAGCCUGUUCAGAAUCAGACCCAACGCCUCCGCCAAUGCCACCGGGGAUGGUGUGCCAGCUGCCAGUUCCAUGGAGGACAUGAUCGCCAUCUGCACCAUCGGGACAAUCCUCUCCCUCAUGUGCGUGAUUGGGGUGACGGGCAACGUCUACACCUUGCUGGUGAUGUGCCAUUACUUGCGAUCAUCUGCCUCCAUGUACAUUUACAUCAUCAACCUUGCACUGGCAGACCUGCUCUACCUUCUCACCAUCCCCUUCAUCGUUGGGACCUACUUCAUUCAGAAAUGGUACUUUGGGGACAUUGGCUGUCGCAUCCUGUUCAGUCUGGACUUCCUCACUAUGCACGCCAGCAUCUUCACCCUCACAGUCAUGAGCACGGAGCGCUACUUUGCUGUGCUGAAGCCCCUGGACACAGUGAAGAGGUCCAAGAGUUACCGAAAGGCCAUUGCUGUUGUCAUCUGGCUGGUGUCACUGCUGCUCACUCUCCCAAUGCUCAUCAUGAUCCAGCUAGUGCAAAGCGACAACAAAAGCAUCUGCCUGCCCACUUGGAGCAAGCUGUCCUACAAAGUCUAUCUCACCAUACUUUUUGGUACCAGCAUCGUGGGUCCAGGGGUAAUCAUUGGCUACCUUUACAUCCGAUUAGCUAAGAUUUACUGGGUGUCGCAAACAGCAUCCUUCAAGCAGACCAAGCGGCUACCAAAUCAAAAGGUGCUCUAUUUAAUCUUCACGAUAGUGCUGGUGUUCUGGGCUUGCUUCUUGCCUUUCUGGAUAUGGCAGCUCCUCUUCCAGUAUUAUGAAUCCUUCCCUUUAUCUCCCAAGGUGAUGAAGAACAUUAAUUAUCUGACAACCUGUCUGACCUACAGCAACAGCUGUAUCAACCCUUUCCUCUACACCCUGCUCACCAAAAACUACAGGGAGUACCUGAAGAACAGACAGCGGUCCCUUAGCAGCAGCAGCGGGUACUUCCAAAGGAGGAAUCGGUUUCAGAGGAUUUCGGGGAGAUCCCUGUCCACGAGCAGUCAGCACUGCACAGAGACAUACGUUCUUGCUCACGCUCCUUUGGGAAACAGCAGUGCCUGAAGGUAAAAUAUAUCUCCAAGAACAAUCAAUACUGACUUCAGUGUUGCUUUGAUUUAAAGUGUACAUUGUAAAUGCAAAGCCUUAGCAGACCCAUAAUGUGCACACAUUUAGUCCAGAGGCUGUGCCAUAUGUCUGUUCUCAUUUUCUUCAGUGCCGCUGAUUUGAUGCUAGCAACAUUCAGCUGAACAUCUAUCUAAAUAACCUUUCGCUUUUUAUCUUUAUAUUUUAUAGCGUAUGUCUCCUCAAGUAGUCAUCAAUAAUGAAAGCCUAUAACAGGACCAUGCUUUUUAAUAGUAUCAGCUGUCUCACAGAGUUUAAAAUUAUGUUAUCCCGUGAAUGGCUGUGGUUUGCUCUUUCUUUUCUUUAGCAGUAAUGCUAAAUUUGUAGUUGCAUGAGGACUGAAAACAAUGAAAUAAAGACAAAGCAGC
Pygoscelis adeliae (Adelie penguin) is the source of this 1803-nucleotide messenger RNA. RefSeq names its product urotensin-2 receptor-like. Gene Ontology annotation, molecular function: urotensin II receptor activity. The coding region runs from base 227 to 1375 and encodes 382 amino acids. Gene Ontology annotation, biological process: blood vessel diameter maintenance; regulation of blood pressure; neuropeptide signaling pathway. Gene Ontology annotation, cellular component: membrane. Lineage: Eukaryota; Metazoa; Chordata; Aves; Sphenisciformes; Spheniscidae. The transcript has 2 exons. The record is from RefSeq and is a predicted model, not a curated record.